Formica exsecta is the source of this 2500-nucleotide messenger RNA. RefSeq names its product solute carrier family 35 member G1. Gene Ontology annotation, cellular component: membrane. The record is from RefSeq and is a predicted model, not a curated record. Bases 371 to 1417 code for a protein of 348 amino acids. The transcript is spliced from 3 exons. NCBI's taxonomy places the organism in Eukaryota, Metazoa, Arthropoda, Insecta, Hymenoptera, Formicidae.
AACAUAACUAAAAAUGUCGAUAAUAUAUUGACAUUUUUAGUUACGUUCAGAUGAGGGCGUUUUCGUGUUGGAGUUCAGCUGUCAUUUCGGGAUAAGUCAGGAUAAGUUGAGUUUCACGAAAAACGUCGGCGUGUGUAUGGCCGCUCUCAAACUUCUCUCUGAUAUAUCCUAUCAAAUGAUAGAAUUUUUUAUUAUCGGAACGUACGAAAGAAUUAUUAAACUUUUGGUACUAACUGUGUAUGUGUAUGCGUAUACGAGUAAUUUAGAAAAUAAAGAUAGAAAAGCUAUAUUCUGUGAUAUAUUACUGGUCAUGUAAUUUCAUGGUUAUUCACAUACGACGUAUAUUUAAUGAGUUGCAAACGCUAUAGAUAUGUCAGAGCACAUGGAAUUGCAACAUUUAGUUGAUGCUGAUGUGGAGAGUAACACAACAAACUAUAAAAGAAAAUUCUCUACCUUGUUAUGUAAAUCAUGCCCUUACCUAGGUCUAGUAUUAGCGACAUUCUCGUCUCUAUUCUUUUCGUUAUGUAGCGUCAUUGUUAAAAGCUUGGUUGAGAUAAACCCUACCGAAAUGGCUAUCUUCAGAUUUUUGGGGGUAUUGUUACCAGCUAUACCAAUUGUGAUUUACAAAGGUGAUCAUCCUUUCCCAAAAGGACGUAGGCUAAUACUUAUUCUAAGGAGUUUCAUUGGUACAACAGGACUUAUGUUAAGUUUUUACGCAUUUAGACACAUGCCAUUGGCCGAUGCUUCUGUUGUUGUAUUUUCUGUUCCUGUAUUUGUAGCGAUAUUUGCACGGAUAUUUUUGAAAGAGCCCUGUGGGCUAUUCAAUGUUGUUACUGUGUGUCUGACAUUGAUCGGUGUGUUAUUAAUAACACGACCAUCUCUAAUUUUUGGCAAUACCGUAGAAUCUCUCUCAGAUGGUAAUAUUAAACCAGGACAUGCGGAUUUAUGGGGUGCUGUGGCUGCUUUCUCAGCUACUUUAUUUGGUGCAAACGUAUAUGUCCUAUUACGCGCAUUGAAAGGUAUUCAUUUCUCCGUUAUAAUGACAAAUUUCGGUUCGUUUGCUUUAAUACAAACUACAUUUAUAUCAUGGGUUAUUGGUGCGUUAUGUUUACCACGUUGUGGUACAGAUAGACUUUUGGUUGUUGCACUCGCAUUAUUUAGUUUUGCAGGUCAAAUCUUACUAACUUUAGCUCUUCAGCUAGAACAAGCUGGUCCAGUGGCCAUAGCAAGGUCCACAGAUAUUGUUUUUGCAUUUUUCUGGCAGGUACUAUUUUUUAAUGAAAUACCAAACCGAUAUUCUGUAGGAGGCGCUAUAUUAGUCACAAGUUCAGUAUUGUUAACAGGAUUAAGAAAAUGGGUUCUCUCCUUACCGGAAACAUCUAAUAUCAAAAAGUCUCUUAAAAUUUUAAUAAUGUAAAUAUUUUUUUUUUAUUAAAGACAAAAUAAAAAGCAGCUUAAAGUAGAUUAUACUUUAUAAAAAUUAAUAUAAUUUAUUUAUUCUACCACAUUUUAUUUAUAUAAAAUGUGUGUACUAUUGUGUUCGUAGCUGUUAAGGAAGGGACUUUUCGGGAUUUGUAUGCCUAAAGAAUUAGAACCUACGCACUGAAUAAGAUUCUCCGUACUUUCAUAGUAAAAAAAUAUAUUUGCCGUUAAAUUACACACUGACUGUUGCUGCGAGUUGCGGUUAUAAUGGUCGGACUACGUGCGGUACAAUUUGUGAUAUUCGGGAGCGAUCAUCGGUUUAUCUCACGAUCUUACUUAUAUAAUUAAUUAGGAAGGAAGGAAGGGAGUGUAAUGACUGCCCGGAGCACGUAUCGUGUUCCGUUUUAGUCUUUCUCUUCCGCUGCUUACUCGGCUUCCGAGAACUGAUCGUGACUUGCCUUUCCUUGAUCACGUCUUGCUUCAUACCAUUAUAUCUUUUUUUUAUCUUUUCGAUGUCUUUGUAAUAUUUUUUUGUUAGUUUAAUAUUUCUUAAUCCGUUUUCCUUAUUUAAUUUUUCUAAACUUGUGCUAUAUUCCUUGUUUUAAUAUUUAAUUUUAUGAAUUUUUUAAUUUUCUCUUCCUUAAUCUUGCCUGCUCUACUUUUUAUUUUUUAAUAAGAAAUUGAUGGUUGGAUUUCAAUAGUAUAUGUGUACGUGUGUGUGUGUGUGCGCGCGCGUGUGUGUAAUGUGUGUAUGUGUAUAAAUAUAUAAUACAAAUGUGUACAUAUGAUAUUUUUAAUUGAUUAUGCGCAAUAUUUUUAUUUCUAUUUAUGCAUGGUCAUAUGGAGAUGUGAGACAGUAAAAAAAUAUGAAAAAAUUAAGAGGGGAAUUAAGAAAAAGAGUCAAUCGAAUUAAUAUAAAAAUUCAUCUUUUUGUUAUAUAGUCCCUUUACUCAAAAUGUUCCAUCAUUUUGAAUCAGUUAGCUCUUUGUAAACAAAUUUUUCUCUUUUGCUAUGCAUUUAUCUUGUAACUAUGUGAUCAUGAAUAAAAUGAAAAAUGAAUAAAGAAUAUGUAACAUUU